This is a messenger RNA of Microthlaspi erraticum, 945 nucleotides long. Lineage: Eukaryota; Viridiplantae; Streptophyta; Magnoliopsida; Brassicales; Brassicaceae. The record is from the annotation of a GenBank genome assembly.
AUGGCUGUUGAAGCAAGACAAAUGAAUCCAUUCGCUUCUCAGUUCGUUAACAACAGAGAAUGUGUUAAAUCACAACAGAAUAUGUAUAACGACGGCCAGAUUGAAUUCGCCGGCGGUUUUCCGGUAACAACCGGUGAUCGUCAGUUACCGUAUAUACAGUCUCGCGCGAUAGAUCCGAUUCAUAUCGCAGCAAGCUUCAACAAAGCAGAAAGCGAUCUCACAUACAAUUUCAACCAAUCUCCGGCUCCUCCGGCGAUUUCAAAACGCCAGCGAGAUUCUACGUUUGACUCCGACGCUCUCAUGGCAGCUCAGAAACGGAGAUCAGUCGCGUUUGAGACGUCUCUAAUCGACGCAGAACUCGUCUCUCAGAUCCAACAACAGCAAUCGGAAAUCGAUCGAUUCGUUGCUCUCCAAACGGAAACGCUCAGAAUAGAGUUAGAAGCGCGGCAGCGAAUGCAAACGCGGAUGUUCGCGUCGGCGGUUCAAUCGGCGAUUAUCAAAAAGCUGAAAGCGAAAGACGACGAGAUCGUACGAAUGGGGAAGCUAAAUUGGGUUUUACAAGAGCGUGUGAAGAAUCUCUACGUCGAGAAUCAGAUCUGGCGUGAUCUCGCACAAACCAAUGAAGCCACAGCUAACAAUCUCCGAUCAAAUCUAGAACAAGUUCUCGCUCAGGUUGACGAUUUUCCGGAAACCGCCAACGCUAUUCGUCCUCCGGUGGUAGAAGACGACGCGGAAUCGAGCUGCGGAAGUUGCGACGGAGCCGACGGAGAUGAUGUUACGGCGGUGAGCGGAGGAUGUAGACGGUGCGGUGAGAGAACGGCGAGUGUAUUGGUGUUGCCUUGCCGUCAUUUGUGUCUGUGUACGGUUUGUGGAUCGGCUCUGUUACAGGCGUGCCCUGUGUGUGAUACGGUCAUGAAUGCUAGUGUACAUGUUAACUUGUCGUGA